AUGCUUAGUGACAAAAAUUCUCACACUUAUCCGAUUACCGUAUUGGGUAAUGGUGCUCGAGUAAUUACUUGUUCUAGACAUAUUUUAGAUAAUUUGGGGAAUAUGCUCCCCAUGUAUUCCACAAAUGACACAAUCGAGGUCUAUGUUUCAGGGAGAACAUACGAGUUUCCUCAAUUGGUCAGUACACCUCGAGGGUUGCCGGUUGUGUGCUUGACAGGCAAAAUGCGCCGACGAUCAGGGCACCGAUUUAGGCUUCGUAACAGGGCCACUGAAUAA
Messenger RNA from Ogataea angusta, 276 nucleotides. RefSeq lists its product as uncharacterized. Bases 1 to 276 code for a protein of 91 amino acids. Lineage: Eukaryota; Fungi; Ascomycota; Pichiomycetes; Pichiales; Pichiaceae. The record is from RefSeq and is a predicted model, not a curated record. The transcript has a single exon.